Amoebophrya sp. A25 is the source of this 699-nucleotide messenger RNA. The record is from the annotation of a GenBank genome assembly. NCBI's taxonomy places the organism in Eukaryota, Dinophyceae, Syndiniales, Amoebophryaceae.
CCUCAAACUGAGGUCCAAUAAAAGGCCAAAUGAUCCUCAAAAUGGUUGAGGUUAGGCUACCGCUCAAACGCCUCAAUCAGUACACGUUUUUUCAAGAAUAGAAAGUUACUCGAUCAAACAUUAAAUGAAAAUGAUUCGAACUAUCAAUAACAAGACUGAAGCCGCGCACAAAUUAUAGAUUCUUUGUCACAUGAGAUGUACGCGGAAAAAGCGAUCCGCUGUAUAGCCAGCACACAUGUUGAUCAACUAAAGGGUCUCCAGGUAUAAAAAACCCGUUGGGUUGCAGCCACAGUAGAAACCAAAAGCCAAGUCCUACGGCGCCAUCCUCCUCAUCGUGGAGGAUGAAGCAGAACUUUGAUUGAACAUUUUUCAUCAUCUCCUACUCAUUGGAAGGAGGGGUGAAGCCUCCUCCUGUCGAACAACAAUACGAUAUACACAAAAUCUCAACACAAAAAUUAUGAUUUUCCUUCUCUUCCUUUCUCUCCCUGUAUUUCUUCCGCACCAUCCAAGUCCGGGUCAAACUCAUCAAAACCAGGCAAAUCAGCAGCAAAAUCAUCUCCGUCGAGCGGUUCUAAUUCUUCGAACCCCUCGUCGCCAUCAGGCAAGGGCCCCAUUCCAAGUAAAUACUGCGUUCUGUAUUGUUGCGCCGCCCAAAGAUAUUCAAAAACUUCAUGUUGGUGCUGGAGGCAAACUUCGCCA